This is a messenger RNA of Hibiscus syriacus, 2764 nucleotides long. Its product is annotated as probable serine/threonine-protein kinase At1g54610. Bases 402 to 2546 code for a protein of 714 amino acids. The record is from RefSeq and is a predicted model, not a curated record. The transcript is spliced from 9 exons. Gene Ontology annotation, molecular function: RNA polymerase II CTD heptapeptide repeat kinase activity; ATP binding; cyclin-dependent protein serine/threonine kinase activity. NCBI's taxonomy places the organism in Eukaryota, Viridiplantae, Streptophyta, Magnoliopsida, Malvales, Malvaceae. Gene Ontology annotation, cellular component: cyclin-dependent protein kinase holoenzyme complex; nucleus. Gene Ontology annotation, biological process: positive regulation of transcription elongation by RNA polymerase II; protein phosphorylation.
GCCAUAGUUUCCUUGGCGGUUAAUUAAAGCUUCCUCCCUCCCUCUCUCUCUCUCUCUCUCUUGUUUCUCAACCUCAAUCUCUGAACACCUUUCCAGGUACCAUGUCGUCUCCACUGAUGUAAUCUUCUGAAACAUUUCUGGGUUUUGAUUGUUUCUUUGAUUGGAUUUAUAUUCAUCGGAGUCUGAGGUACAAUAUUCGUGCUACCUGUGACGUGUUUUUAGGAUAAAGCUUGGAUUUUUAUCGGUUGUGUAGUACAAAUUUUUCAACUUUGGAUGUAUAAUGGAUUGGAUUAUAAAUAAUUUCUGAAUUCGUUGGUGUUAUUGGUUUAAGUGGUGAAUUAAGGUUGUUGAAGGAGGUCAUUAGUUGUUGGUGCUUGUGAUUGUGUAUACAAUAUAGAAACAUGGGUUGCAUGAGUUCCAAGUCCGCGGCCGUUGAAGAUAGACGAGAGAACCACCAAGAGAGGCUGAAGCGAAAAGGGUCAUUAGAGAAAGUUGUUCGUCCGGCUAAUUCAUCGGGAAGAGAGGAAGUUGUUCGAUCAAAGGAUAAAUAUGGUGGUGGUGGUGGUGAUGUGAAGGUCUUGUUUAUCGAUAAGAAAUCCGGUGAUUCGAAUCGAUUUCAUUACAACGAUCAUGUUGAGGAGAAGAGGGUCAUUGAUAAGUUUGAGGUUGUAGAGAACAAUAAGGUAGAAAAGUGUGGGGCUGUGAUCGUCGGUCAUCAUCCCGGUUCCGAAAGGGUACUGAAUAGCAUAGAAGGAGAGCAGGUUGCAGCAGGGUGGCCUGCUUGGCUUGUUGCUGUGGCAGGUGAAGCUAUCAAGGGAUGGAUACCGCGACGGGCCAAUUCCUUCGAGAAGUUGGAUAAAAUUGGCCAAGGAACAUAUAGUAGUGUGUAUAAGGCUCGUGACCUAAUUCAUAAUAAACUCGUGGCUCUGAAAAGAGUGAAGUUUAAUAAUCAUGACCAUGAGAGUGUGAAGUUUAUGGCGAGGGAGAUUGUUCUCUUACGAAGACUUGAUCAUCCAAAUGUUAUUAAACUGGAAAGCAUGAUCAUAUCCCCGAUGUCGUGCAGCUUAUACCUUGUUUUCGAAUAUAUGGAACAUGAUCUUGUGGGACUUGCAUCGCUUCCCGGGAUCAAGUUUCCCGAGCCUCAGAUUAAAUGCUACAUGCAGCAACUUCUAAGUGGACUUGAUCACUGUCAUAGCCAUGGUGUUCUUCAUCGCGACAUAAAGGGUUCAAAUCUUCUUAUUGACAGUAACGGAAUCUUAAAGAUUGCAGAUUUUGGAUUAGCUUGUCAUUUUGAUCCUCACGAUAGUGUUCCAAUGACCAGUCGUGUGGUGACACUUUGGUAUCGGCCACCGGAACUUUUGUUAGGAGCUUCUCAUUAUGGGGUUGCAGUAGAUUUAUGGAGUGCUGGUUGCAUACUUGGGGAACUGUAUUCAGGCAAACCUAUUUUGCCCGGGAAAACAGAGGUUGAGCAAUUACAUAAGAUUUUCAAGCUUUGUGGCUCGCCAACCGAUGACUACUGGAGAGGAGCAAAGCUACCUCAUUCAACAGUGUUCAAGCCUCUACACCCGUAUAGACGAUGUAUCGCCGAAACAUUUAAAGACUUCCCUUCUCCUACUGCAACUCUCAUGGAGACCUUGCUUUCAAUAGAUCCUGCUCACCGAAAAACUGCAGCUUUUGCUCUGAAGAGUGAGUUCUUUACUACACAACCUCUUGCCUGUGAUCCUUCAAGUCUCCCCAAGUAUCCUCCAAGCAAGGAGAUCGAUGCCAAGUUGCGGGACGAAGAAUCUAGAAGGCAAAGAGUUGGUAGCAGGGGUUCAAGGGUUGACAUGGAAAAGAGGGGACAAAAGGAACCACUUGCAUUAUCAACAUCCGAGUCUAAUACCGAGUUGACGACAUCAACGCAGGGAAAGCAACACCAUCCUGGUUUGAAGAGCAGGAGUCAGAUGCUGAAUACUGGUAGAGCCGAUUCCUUUUCUGGUGUUUUAAUCGAUCCUCCGCCCCUGAAACAGACACCAGCUGCAAAAGAAGAAAGUAGAGAUUUCCCGGAGCACAACAAAAAGAAAAUUUCACAUUCAGGCCCGUUGGUCAAUGGCACUGUGCUUAGGAAGUCCGGGAAGGAACAUGAUGAUCUUCCUAUGUUCUCCUCCAAAGCCAACUUAUCGAAAUUAUCCGGCUUGGUAGCGGCUAGAACUUCGGCUUCGGAAAACCACAAACAGAAACCUGGGGCAUCGACUCUAGAAGCAGUAAACCAAGCAGGCAAGGCACGCAGAUCAUUUAGCGGAUUAGAGUCGGCCAGAAAACAGGAAAUCAGACAUCAUCCACCGAAGACAGCAGAAUCCCCGCUGCCAGGAGAUGGAAGAGCCUGCAAUGGGGAAUCUAGUCCGCAUGGUGAAGGUCACAGCCCCAGGGGAAACAAAAUGUACGUAUCGGGUCCGUUGCUCGCGCCGUCUGGCAACAUGGAUCAGAUGCUAAAAGAGCAUGACCGUAAGAUCCAAGAGUUUGCUCGAAGAAAAGCAAGACAUGGCAAGAAAAAAGUCUAUAAAUAAACUUUGCAAAUGCAACUACAAUUUGCAGACAGCAAAUUCAUUAUUGCUCGUCUCUGCUGGUGGUGAAGCUGGACAAUAUCAGCUAACAUUUGAAGCCCAGAGAGAUCAUAAUCCGAUUGUUUAUUGCUCCAAAAUUGCAAUCGAUAUGUAUCUUAUAGUUCUGUGUUUGGAAAAAAAAAGUGUGUUAAGGAUUAUUCGAACUAUAAUAUAUAUAUAUA